Messenger RNA from Neltuma alba, 1844 nucleotides. Its product is annotated as protein DETOXIFICATION 46, chloroplastic-like. The coding region runs from base 2 to 1666 and encodes 554 amino acids. The transcript is spliced from 14 exons. Gene Ontology annotation, cellular component: membrane. Lineage: Eukaryota; Viridiplantae; Streptophyta; Magnoliopsida; Fabales; Fabaceae. The record is from RefSeq and is a predicted model, not a curated record. Gene Ontology annotation, molecular function: xenobiotic transmembrane transporter activity; antiporter activity. Gene Ontology annotation, biological process: transmembrane transport.
AAUGCAGCUCAAAUCCCUUUCACUCCCUUCCCCAAUCCCCAUUCGAAAUCCUAAUUUCCGACAAUUAUCUCAAUCCUCUCUCCACUUCAACUUCUCCGACUCUCCCUCUCCAACCUCCGGUUUUCCUCUCAGUUUUCGCAGUGCGCCGUUGGAAACUCGUAAUUGUAAGUUAGUAAGGUCUUUCAUUAAAAACGGAGAUGGAGUUUCUGGAAGCAAUCCAGAAGCUCGGAGUAAGUGUAAUUGUAGUUCCGAGUCAGUUUCGUGGUCCGAAGAUGAAGAGGUGGCAGUGGAGGUUGAUGUAAGCAAGAGACAGGCAUCGACUAAUCAGAGCAUAUUGUCGCAAGUAAAGGAGAUUAUCAUGUUUUCUGGACCAGCCACUGGGCUCUGGAUCUGUGCGCCGUUGAUGAGUCUCAUCUCAACCGCUGUGGUUGGUCGAGGAAGCUCAACUGAGCUUGCUGCUUUAGGGCCGGGAACGGUGUUUUGCGAUAACAUGAAUCUACUGUUCAUGUUCCUUUCCAUUGCAACUUCAAACAUGGUUGCUACUUCACUUGCCAAAGGGGACAAAGACGAAGUGCAGCACCAAAUAUCGGUUUUACUUUUUGUUGGCCUGAUAUGUGGAACCUUGAUGCUUUUGUUUACUCAAUUUCUUGGUGGAUGGGCAUUAACUGUUUUUAUUGGGCCAAAAAAUAUUCAAAUUGUACCUGCGGCAAGCAAAUAUGUUCAGAUUCGAGGUUUAGCAUGGCCUGCUGUUCUCUAUGGACUGGUUGCUCAGAGUGCAAGCCUUGGCAUGAAAAAUUCAUGGGGACCUCUGAAGGCUUUGGUCAUUGCCAGUGUUGUUAACGGCAUUGGUCAUAUAGGCCUAUGCAGUUUUUUUAACUAUGGUCUUGCAGGUGCAGCAUGGGCAACGCUGGCUUCCCAAAUUGUAGCAGCCUAUAUGAUGGUUGCAGCGCUAAACAAGAAAGGAUAUAAUUCUUUUGCCAUCUCAAUACCAUCACCCUCUGAAUGUGUGCAAAUAUUUGGGAUUGCUGCACCUGUAUUUGUGACCAUGUUCUCAAAGGUGGCGUUUUACUCUCUCAUAACAUAUUUUGCUACAGCAAUGGGUACUAAUACGGUUGCAGCUAAUCAGGUUAUGAUUCAAAUGUACAGCAUGUGUGUGGUAUGGGGGGAGCCACUCUCUCAAACUGCACAGUCUUUUAUGCCCGAGUUACUAUAUGGUUUCAGCCGAAGUUUGGUAAAGGCUCAAAAUCUGCUGAAGUCACUGCUGAUUAUUGGAGCUUUACUUGGAUUGGUAAUAGGAACAAUUGGAACGUCUGUUCCUUGGUUUUUGCCGAAUAUUUUUACACCUGAUCUUAACGUCAUAGAAGAGAUGCACAGUGUGUUGUUGAUGUUCUUUGUUGCAUUAUUGGUGACACCCUGUGCUCACAGCCUUGAGGGUACCCUAUUGGCUGGGAGGGACCUUCAAUUUAUCAGCUUAACAAUGAGUGGAUGCUUCGGUCUCGGUGCCCUCUUACUAUUGGCUGUGAGUACUAAAGGAUAUGGUUUGCCUGGCUGCUGGUGCGUUCUUGUGGGGUUUCAAUGGGCUCGUUUCUUCCUUGCUCUAUGGCGUCUUCUCUCUCCCAGUGGCAUGCUCAACUCCCAGGAAUUGGAUAAAUUGAAAGCUGCUUAGUUCAAAUUCUUUAUUCUCGUGCCUCCGAGUUUAAGGGAACUCCCAUUGAUCUAAUCAUGAUCAAUCGAUCAUUGUCAUUUUUUCACCAUUUUUUCCCCAUUGCACGUGAUGCUUGUACUGCUCGUUUUCAGCAAUUAAACAAGUAAUGAAUAAUUAUCGAAGAGUGCCUUUAUAUCAA